ACUACUACGCUGAAUAAGAGAGACCUUGGUAGUUAAAGUGGCGUUGUGAUCUUUUUUCCCGUUGGUAUCAUACGUAUUUGGCCAGAAUGUCCAUAAUGUGUGUCCUCCUAUAAUAACUUGGAGUGGUGGUAGUGCUGGUAGUUAUUCCCGCAGCAGUGUUGGUGGGGGUAGAACAAUUUACCAUUUAGCGACCCCAUAGCCAGCAGCAGUGGUGGACGUGGACGAGUAAAGCACGCCCAAACGAAGCCGUACCCCACCACCACCACCAACUAAUUUCUAUUCAUUUAUUCCACAUUUACUUUCAUUUGUACGUGCACAAGGAGGAAUAAAAUCCAACCAACUACUCACACAAAUUGUGAGGCAUAAUAAAUAUUCGCAAAUAAUAAGUGUUCAAGUGUGUUUGUCAAGUCAUCUCAUCCUCGCUGCUUGGAUUACUUGGAUUGGAUUGAUGAGUAGUUUACUUUGGUCUUUGGUUCGUCUUUUCGUCGACGUAGUUGUCGUCAUCGCUGAUUUUGUGCAGUAUGAAAACCAUUCACUGCUUGCUUCGUCCAGUUUGCAGUUUCAGUUAGUGACUCAGACAGUUUUGUUAAAUGCAGUCGUGGUGCUAUUGCAAGGUGUAAAAAGUGUGGCCUGAUAGAACUCGAGGAGAUUUGUGUGCCAAUAAUCUAGAUAUUUUUCGAAAGAUAAGGGAUAAAGAAUCGAAAACUAUAUUUACUCGGAGUGAACUUAAUCCUACGGAUUUAUUAAUUUGCUGAAUUGAAAGUGAAAGCGGAAUCUCAACUUUUUCCUGAUUUCAACGCCGAGGAGUAAAUAAUAGGAUUACAGAUGUAUGCAUUACGCAUAGGAUGUGAGCCAAGCAUAAACAAAGGAAUCGAAUCGACAUCCUGUUUCCUCUAGAAUUCCACUUUAGAAUUGCACACGUUGUAAAUUUAUUAUACUACAGAAAUCUCGAAAUCUGCGAGUGCAAGAAUUUAACUUUAUUAUUAUUCCACUUCAAAAUUAUGGAAACCUUCGCUUCCACUUCGAUGCCGGUUAUGAACGAUUCGGAGAUUCAGGACCGCGUGUCCUCCUUGGCCGGUCCAAACGCAAGGAUUUUGGAUUGCGAGAAGAAAAGUAGUCUCAUAACGGAAGAAGUCCUUCUACUCAACGGCGUCCCUGUCAGACUCGUCGGCGAGGCUGGGGAACGGAUCAAAGCCGCGUUAAAAGCAGGACAACCACCACCACCAGAAAUACUGUCAGAAAUUCUGAUCCGAUCCGGAAUUCAAACAGUUCCAGUCCAAGUUGAAACGGUCACAACUGUAAAGUCCAACACGAAAACGAGUGAAAUCUCCAGCCUCACAGACUCUCACGGAAUCCUGGUGGACGAAAAGAUGAAAGAAUUCGAAGAGGAUGACGAGUUUGAGAGUACAAAUGUCGAAAUUUGGGAGAAGGAGGCCGCCCCUCCAGGAAUAUUGGAACAGAUGGAGGCAGAAAAGAACAAAAUGUGGGAUUUUUACACGAACGGUACAACCAGUCCGAAACCACCAGGCAAGAAUAAAAAAUCAUCCUCCAUCUUCACAAAUGCAACCGAAAAUUCCGACAAAUUCAAAACCACAAGGACAACAACAAGGGAACCAAAUUAUUACGAAAAUAUGCACCAAGUUCCCAAUAUGACGACGUCAUCUUCGCCCACGGGGUCGUCGUCCAUCUCGUCACCGAGAUCUUCUCCAAGUCCGACGCGUUUCUACCAACGGGUUGAGGAGCCAUGUUACGCCAAUGUGGAGAAGAUCCUCCCACCCCCCACCCUGCCAAGGAUGCGGGCGUCACCAGGUAAAAUGCCCCCUCUCUCGAUCCCAUCCGACCCCAAACUGAGACCUCCAGUACCUCCCAAACCGGCCGGAAUACGAUUAGCAAAAUCCGGCUACGUCGGGAAUUUAAGGACGGAUAAAAACAUUAGUCUUCCCGUUAGAGUUGUGUACGAGACGUUCAUUUAAGUCGAUAAAUAACUAAAUACGAAAUUAUAUAUGUGUUUAUAUAUAUGUAAGCCAUGAAAAAUAUAAUUAUGUAAAUGUCUCAUCUCUAAUUACUUGUGCCACUAAUAAAAAGAGUUGCAGCGCAAGCCGCCGCCGAGUUGCAGCGCAAGCUUUAUCUUCUACAAGAGCUGAAAAAUCCAGUCGAGAUGCGAGUUUUCCUCGUACUUCUGGAUAUAACUGACAUUACUAAACCGUAUAAAAUAAUAAAUAUUCUUCUUCUAUCAAUUUUCAAA
Molecule: messenger RNA, 2245 nt
Organism: Folsomia candida
Lineage: Eukaryota; Metazoa; Arthropoda; Collembola; Entomobryomorpha; Isotomidae
Exons: 4
Coding region: 1002-1973 (323 amino acids)
Source: RefSeq, a predicted model, not a curated record